AUGUCCCUCAACCCCCGCCGCACCGCCCUCCUCGUCUGCGACAUGCAGGAUCGCUUCCGCAACGCUAUCUUCGGCUUUGACAACAUUGCCAAGACGGUCACACGGAUGGUCAAGAUGGCUGCGAUCCUUGAAAUGAAGGUCAUCACGACGGAGCAAAACCCCAAGGCGCUUGGCGCGACGGUGGCCGAGCUCGGGAUUGACAAGCUUCCUGCGCACCUCAACCUUGGCACAUACUCCAAGUCUAUGUUCUCCAUGUUCACGCCCGAAGUGUGCAAGGCCCUUGGCGGCCGUUACGCGAACUGGCACGACGCCAGUGCGGCUGUCGACCCCGACGGGAUCGAGCGUGUGAUCAUCGUCGGCAUCGAGUCACACGUGUGCGUCUUCCAGACAGCGAUGGACGCUGCCAGGCGGGAUAUGGGUGACGCGGCCCGUCCGAUCGUGCUCAUCGACGGCGUGUCGAGCAUCAACCCACAAGAGGUUGCAGUCAGCCUUGACCGCAUGCGCAACCUGGGUGUCGAGGUUGCGUCGUCCGAGAGCGUACUGUUCCAGCUCAUGGGAGAUGCUAGCCACCCCCGCUUCCGCGAGUUCUCCAAGCUCGUCAAGGAGGAGAAGGACAACACUGCCGAGACGCUGCAGAAGAUGGUUGGCGCGGUCCCAAUCUAG
This is a messenger RNA of Cutaneotrichosporon cavernicola, 663 nucleotides long. RefSeq lists its product as uncharacterized. NCBI's taxonomy places the organism in Eukaryota, Fungi, Basidiomycota, Tremellomycetes, Trichosporonales, Trichosporonaceae. The transcript has 4 exons. The coding region runs from base 1 to 663 and encodes 220 amino acids. The record is from RefSeq and is a predicted model, not a curated record.